AUGGCCAGUGAUAACAAUGCAUCUCUCCCACCUGCCGCUGCUGUUGCCAUCUCCGAACCCCGUUCGACCUCCAUGUUGCAGCAGGCUCAUCAUUACGUCUCACUGAAGCUAUCGUCCUCCAACUAUCUAUUUUGGAAGGCACAAUUAGUCCCUUUCUUACGCGGGCAAAAUUUAUACGGGUACGUUGAUGGUACCCUUGCUUGCCCGCCGGAGUUUCUAUCUGCUUCUUCAUCAUCUGCUACGUCGAUCGCCAACCCCAACUACCACAUAUGGGUCCAACAAGACCAAUCAAUAUUAAGUAUGCUCAUAUCCUCCAUGUCCGAGGAGGUGCUCUACCUCGCGAUAGGCCAUUCCACAUCACGUGCUGUCUGGUCGGCGAUUGAAACGGCACUGGGUUCGUCUUCCAGUGCUCGUUCCCUAAGUUUACUUACGCAACUACAAAGUCUUCAGCAAGGUGACUCCACACCGGCAGUUUACCUGGGCAAGGUGCAGAUUCUGGUAGAGCAACUCACACAAGCUGGCCGGCCGGUGAGUCUCGAUGAACAAAAUCUACAUGUUUUUCGCGGACUCCGACCGGAAUAUCGCAGUCUGGCUGCGUUUCUCACGACAAAGUCACAACGGCUGACAAUCCUGGAGGUAGCCGACCUCUUGGAAACCACCACUACUCCGGUUGCGUUACUGUCGGCUAAAGCAUCCCCUAAAGUAUGA
This is a messenger RNA of Ipomoea nil (Japanese morning glory), 708 nucleotides long. RefSeq lists its product as uncharacterized. Lineage: Eukaryota; Viridiplantae; Streptophyta; Magnoliopsida; Solanales; Convolvulaceae. Bases 1 to 708 code for a protein of 235 amino acids. The record is from RefSeq and is a predicted model, not a curated record. The transcript has a single exon.